This is a messenger RNA of Dermochelys coriacea (leatherback sea turtle), 1185 nucleotides long. It is a transcript of the gene C20H19orf53, whose product is annotated as chromosome 20 C19orf53 homolog. The transcript is spliced from 3 exons. NCBI's taxonomy places the organism in Eukaryota, Metazoa, Chordata, Testudines, Dermochelyidae. The record is from RefSeq and is a predicted model, not a curated record. The coding region runs from base 67 to 357 and encodes 96 amino acids.
UGGGGCGUGGUGUGCCCAUCUGUGUCCCGGCAUGCACUGGGGCUCUGCCGGAAGUGGAGCCGCCUCAUGGCUCAGGGGAAGCAGAAGUUCCAGGCCCAGAAGCCGGCUGGGGGGAAGAAGCCGGCGGCCCAGGGGGUCCGGGGACCCCGGAAGGGAGGCCGGAUAAUUGCUCCCAAGAAAGCUCGGGUGAUCCAGCAGCAGAAACUGAAAAAGAACUUGGAAGUCGGCAUCCGGAAGAAGAUUGAACACGAGGUGAUGAUGAAAGCCAGCACCAGCAUGGCCAAGAAGCUGACCGUGGUCAAAGCACCAGAGAAGGGAGCCAAGAAGAAGGGCCAGUCCAGCAAGUCUCCCCUGUAACCUGAGCGUGGGGGGGCUGCCACCAUCCUUGCGCUCCUGGAGCCUCCCAUAGCCCGUGGUUGGACAAAAAACGACCAUCCCCCUCAGCUGGGAGACCUGUGGAGGAACAGGGGCAGCUGUGUCCCCCUGAACAAAAGUGCUUUUGCAGCUACCUCCUUGGACUUGUUCCUCCUCCUCUAAUGUCUCCCAUGGUGCAUAUUCCCCCAUGGCCUGUUUCAUGCCCUGUAGCUGGGGGUGAGGGGUGGCUUAACCCUAUGUGGUUAACCUGCUUCGUGCCACAGAUGGCACAAGCAAAUCCCAUCUUGUCACCUGGAAGGAUGCUGAGUCUGAACGGGGCAGGGCAACUUGGUAGUUCUCAGCCAGGCCCUACAUGAGGGAUUCUCCUAUGGCAGGAAAGUAACUUGGGCCUGGGCCCCCUCUGCUGAGGUGUCCCACUGCAGAGUCAGGGAGGGUGUUUCCUCAGGCGGGAGCUGGUGUAGCCAGGGAAGAGUGAGUGAGAGCAUCUCAAGGCUUUUGUUCUGCUGGUGAAUUGCUGGCUGUGGGUCCUCCACGCCUGGGAGCCCCGGUGGAGUUUGUGGCAGCACCUCGGAAAACCUGCCUGUGUGAAUUACUCACCUGGGGCUAAACUCAUUUGCUGUGAGUGGAAGGGGAGCAGUUUGGGUCAGUGAAGCAGAGAUGCUAAAUCUCAUGUUCUCUUACCAGCUGCCUCGACUGACUCCAGCCGCACAGAUUGGUCUCCGCAAAUGCCCCGGGGAAGUGGUGCGUUGCUGGGGUAACUCCCUGCCCUGACUGUCCUCUGGUGCUUUAAUAAAAUGUACUGUGUGGGAA